CAGGGCUACGCGUGGACGCCGCCGGACCGCUGAGACUUGAGGGACAGUGAGGCGCUGGCUCGCGUCGGGCGGGAGCCGGCGCCCCCGAGCGAGAUGGAAGCGACAGGGGACCCGAAGGCCGGCUCGGAGUAGCCCGCGGGUCACGGGGCUCGAACUUCGCCCGGUGCUGUGGGCGGACAAGGUCGCCGGGGCUACCAUGGAGGUGCCUAACGUCAAGGACUUCCAGUGGAAGCGUCUGGCGCCGUUGCCCAGUCGCCGGGUCUACUGCUCCCUGCUGGAGACCGGGGGACAGGUCUAUGCUAUCGGGGGAUGCGAUGACAACGGAAUCCCCAUGGACUGCUUCGAGGUCUACUCCCCCGAGGCCGACCAGUGGACCGCCCUGCCCCCCAUGCCCACAGCCCGGGCCGGGGUGGCCAUCACAGCCCUGGGGAAGAGGAUUAUGGUUAUUGGGGGCGUGGGCACUGAUCAGCUGCCCCUGAAGGUCGUGGAGAUGUACAAUAUUGACGAGGGCAAGUGGAAAAAAAGAAGCACGCUGCGUGAGGCUGCCAUGGGCAUUUCUGUCACGGCCAAAGAUUACCGAGUAUAUGCAGCAGGCGGGAUGGGCUUGGACCUCCGCCCACACAACCACCUCCAGCACUAUGACAUGCUCAAGGACAUGUGGGUGUCACUAGCACCCAUGCCAACCCCAAGAUAUGCUGCCACCUCCUUCCUCCGGGGCUCCAAGAUCUACGUGCUGGGGGGACGCCAGUCCAAGUAUGCAGUCAAUGCCUUCGAGGUCUUUGACAUCGAGACUCGCUCCUGGACCAAGUUUCCCAACAUCCCCUGCAAGCGGGCCUUCUCCAGCUUUGUGACCCUGGACAACCACUUGUACAGUGUAGGAGGCCUGCGACAGGGUCGACUCUACCGGCAGCCCAAGUUCCUGCGAACAAUGGAUAUGUUUGACAUGGAACAGGGGGGAUGGCUGAAGAUGGAACGCUCAUUCUUCCUCAAGAAGCGGCGGGCAGACUUUGUGGCUGGCGCUCUGAGUGGACGAGUCAUAGUAGCUGGGGGUCUUGGAAACCAGCCUACAGUCCUGGAGACAGCUGAAGCCUUCCACCCAGGGAAGAACAAAUGGGAAGUCCUCCCGGCCAUGCCCACACCCCGCUGUGCCUGCUCCAGUAUUGUCAUAAAGAACUGUCUCCUGGCCGUGGGGGGCGUCAACCAGGGUCUGAGCGAUGCGGUGGAAGCUCUAUGUGUCUCUGACUCUUAGCUGUUCAGGGCCCAUGCCUUAAAUCUAAAUUGUAUCACUACUCUUGACAUGAGGCAUGGUCUUGACAGAGCAGUUUGGGCUACUUUUCAGGCUGCCCAAUACCAGAGGAGGGGCCACUGUUGUCCUUUCCCUAGCUCUGAACUAGAUUGAGAGUCUCUUGGGAUUAAUAAUAGAGCACGGUGGGGAGGGGGUGUUCUGACCCUCUAGCUUCUUCUUUGGACUACAUCCCUCCUCCAUCUGAUGGUCAACUGUGGACCUGCCGUGGACCUCACCUGCUAAGCAAGCAUUGGAACACGAAGCCAGAGGCAGCUGCCUGCAGGAGGAAGUCAAGGGUUCAUCUGGCCAGCCAGGCCAGCAGCCUCAAAAGGAAGGACCUUGGGGUUCUUGCUGGACAUUGCUAAUGGGGAAGGGGCAGACUCUGAGCCCUGUGUCUGGUCCCCACAUCUCCCUUCUUUUUUGCCCUUUGCCACCUGUUUCACACCAGAGGCCCUGACCUUUUGUCCCCAGCAGUCCCCAGAGUGCUCCUGUGUGAAACCUUCCCAUGUACACUGUGGCAUUGAAAUCCACACAGGAUAGAUUGAUUACACUCUGGUUAAUAACAGCAGCACAAUAAUUAAACUCUAUAUUCCUAUC
Messenger RNA from Octodon degus (degu), 1882 nucleotides. RefSeq names its product kelch domain containing 8A (gene Klhdc8a). The transcript has 5 exons. Gene Ontology annotation, molecular function: protein binding. The record is from RefSeq and is a predicted model, not a curated record. Lineage: Eukaryota; Metazoa; Chordata; Mammalia; Rodentia; Octodontidae. The coding region runs from base 197 to 1249 and encodes 350 amino acids.